Ambispora gerdemannii is the source of this 360-nucleotide messenger RNA. NCBI's taxonomy places the organism in Eukaryota, Fungi, Glomeromycota, Glomeromycetes, Archaeosporales, Ambisporaceae. The record is from the annotation of a GenBank genome assembly.
AUGACUUUAAAAGGCAAAGUAUUUAUUAUUACAGGUGGCGCAAGUGGAUUUGGCGAAACAUUAGCUCGUUAUUUCGUUGUUGAAAAAGGUCGUUCGGUCGAUAUUAAUAAAGAAUUUGGUCUACAAAUCGAAGCAGAAUUAAAUGCAAGGAACACUAUUGGCUAUUCCUUAUUUAAAAAACGAGGUGGUGGUGCAGUCGUUAAUACUGCUUCUGUGACCGGAUUGUAUCCUUUAAUCGUGCCUCGGAUGCCGGUAUAUACUGCUGCCAAAGCUGCAAUUAUCGCGUUUAGUCAAGUAUUAGAGCCAUUGAAAGAUGAAGAAAAUAUUUGUGUAAUGCUGUUUGCCAUUUUAUGUUGGUAA